Octodon degus (degu) is the source of this 818-nucleotide messenger RNA. Its product is annotated as endonuclease III-like protein 1. The transcript has a single exon. Gene Ontology annotation, molecular function: DNA-(apurinic or apyrimidinic site) endonuclease activity; oxidized pyrimidine nucleobase lesion DNA N-glycosylase activity. Bases 1 to 723 code for a protein of 240 amino acids. Lineage: Eukaryota; Metazoa; Chordata; Mammalia; Rodentia; Octodontidae. The record is from RefSeq and is a predicted model, not a curated record. Gene Ontology annotation, biological process: nucleotide-excision repair; base-excision repair; base-excision repair, AP site formation. Gene Ontology annotation, cellular component: nucleus.
AUGAAAGCGGCGGUGAGGAUGGUGACUCGCAGCCAAAGCCAAGCAACUGGCUUUGGGUCGCUGGGAAAUGGGGAAGAGCCCCCUCCGCCUGGGAACCGAGAGGUGGCUGCAGGUAAAGGAAGAAAAAAACACAGGCCUGUGAAACGACAGCGGAAGGUGCAGAAACUGCACGUGGCCUAUGAGGCCUCAGAUGGUGAGAAAAAUGAGGGGACUGACCCCCUUGAGGUGACAGUUUGGGAGCCACGGGACUGGAAGCAGGAGCUAGCCAAUAUCCGCACCAUGAGAAGCAGGAAGGAUGCGCCUGUGGACCAACUAGGGGCUGAGCACUGCUAUGACUCCAGUGCCCCACCCAAGGUACAAAGAUACCAGGUGCUGCUAGCUCUGAUGCUUUCCAGCCAGACCAAAGACCAGGUGACAGCAGGCGCCAUGCAGCGACUUCGGGCCCGGGGUCUGACAGUAGACAGCAUCCUGCAGACAGAUGACAACACGCUAGCAGUGGACACACACGUGCACAGAAUUGCUAAUCGACUGAGGUGGACCAAGAGAAUGACCAGAUCCCCUGAGGAGACCUGCAUUGCCCUAGAAGAGUGGCUGCCCAGGGAGCUAUGGAGUGAGGUCAACGGGCUAUUGGUGGGCUUUGGCCAGCAGAUCUGCCUGCCCGUCCAUCCUCGCUGCCAGACUUGCCUCAACAAGACCCUUUGUCCUUCUGCCCAGAGCUUCUAAGGGCCAUGAGGCUUCAGCUUGGGUCCUGUUGUUGCUGUUACCUAUGAAGUGCCUUUGGGGAGGGGGUCACAACCUGUGUAAUAAAGCUUGGGGAU